Messenger RNA from Labrus mixtus (cuckoo wrasse), 2551 nucleotides. RefSeq lists its product as uncharacterized. Gene Ontology annotation, cellular component: plasma membrane. The record is from RefSeq and is a predicted model, not a curated record. Gene Ontology annotation, molecular function: transmembrane signaling receptor activity. The coding region runs from base 72 to 1322 and encodes 416 amino acids. The transcript is spliced from 8 exons. Lineage: Eukaryota; Metazoa; Chordata; Actinopteri; Labriformes; Labridae.
UUUUAAAGAAACAAGAAGUUCCUGGUUUACAAGUGAAGAAGCAGAAGUAGAAAAUCAUUAACGUCUCAAACAUGGAAGUCUAUCACACUGUGAUCUUCUUCUUCUUCCUCUCUCUGCAGGAUGAAAACUUUGGUGUCAUUAGUGCAGAAGCGGUAACUUUCUACAUAGUACUUGAAGGAGAAAAUGUGGAAGUCGGAUGCUCGACUUCUGAAGAAACAACCAUAAAGUUUUUCUGCAGAGAAGAAUGUAGUCUGAAGGACGUCAUCAUACAAACACCUCGUGUCAGCGCUCAAGAAGGCAGAUUCAGCAUUGAAUGGAAGCAGAGACCACAAACUCGAUCCGGAGAUGUUUCUGUGAAAGUCUCACAGCUGACCAAGUCUGACUCCGGACGCUACAGGUGUGGUCUCGGUUCAUCUUUAUCAUCAGCUUCAUACACGGACAUUGAAAUCAUCGUUGUAGACGCACGGCUGGAAGGAAACAGAAGAGAAGCUGUUAGAGCAACAACUGGAGGGAGUUUCACAGCAGCAUGCUCUUUCCCUGUGUCUUCAAUUUUCGGUUUGAGAAGUGCAUUCUUCUGCAAGGACGAAUGUUUGUUCAUGUUAAUUGAAUCAGUUGAUAAAACAAAGCAGUCUGGCAGAUAUUCCAUCAGAUAUGUACAAUUUCCAACUGGAGGAUCUGUGUAUGUGAGCAUCUCACAGCUGACCCCGUCUGACUCAGGACGGUACAGGUGUGGUCUGACAAGAAAUGCUUUCCGUGAUCUUGAGCGCACAUUCGAGGUCUUUGUCGCAGACGUCUCAACAACACCAAAACAUAAUUUAAUACCCUCAACAUCAGUCCCAUCAGCAGCAACAACACCGAGCAAACAUGUAGCUGUGACCCCGAUACCCACCGAGCAGUCUGGAACAACAACGACAACAGAAAUGUUGCUGUACGCAGGACUGACCCUGGUCGCCCUGGUUGUCCUGUUAUCGCUCAUUACGAUCAUAUUCUGCAGAAGGAAGUUUUCAAAACCAAAGGACACUCCAAUGGAAACAGAGUUCACAUCUGUCACAGAGACCAACCGAGCAUAUGAAGACCUGAGUGAGGACAAACGGAGAGGAUCCCUUCCUUACGAACACGCCGUGUAUACCAAACCGAAUGGAUUAGAAAUCGACCAUGAAUACAGCACUGUCAGUAGAGCCAGGUCUCAUCAUGCAGCUGAAGAUGACUCUGGUAACAUCACCUACUCUGAGUUGAAUUUUACCAAUCCUACGACCGCCUCGCUCAACCGCGCCCCCAGUGAUCUGACAAUGGUCAUCUACUCAUCACCUCGAGAGAUGUGACCUCUGAUGUGAGCGAUGCCCAAGAUUCUUUGCUGUAAGAGGUCACAUAUCCUCCUCCUCUUCUUCAGUGUAAAUAAGUCUCAGAGCUCCUCAAAACAUGUGUGUGAAGUUUCUUGUUCUAAAUCCACUCUGAUCCUGUAUUUGAUCAUGUCUAUAAACCCCUCUAUUUCAGCCCUGCUCAGAACAGGCUGUUUCUGUGUCUGUACCUUUAAAUAUGUAAAUGAGCUGUGUCUGACCACGCCCCCUCUCUGGAAGGGUUUGGGUGUACUCGGUGCUUUCUCGCUCCAUGUCCUAUUGUUUACGGUGAGAAGGCAGACUCAGAGGGCAGAACAAACACCUAGCUGUGGGAGUGUCACCCACCUGGGGGAGGGGCUACUGCCCUUUGUGAUGUCAUGAAGGGAAAAUCUCCAAACGGACUGUUUGAGCACACAUUUUCUGAAAAGUGGAGCAGGCAGAAGAUGGAGAGGAUGGACUUUUCUCCUCAUUGGGGGGUUUGUAGACGGACUAGAGACACAUGGUGAAGUGGAUUUAAAUAAUAUGUGACCUUUAAUAAGCUUCAAUACUUCCACUGUCUCAUUUUACAUCGUACAUUAAAUAACUGUAGCUAAGAUUAAAAUGAUAACAUCUGUUUAAUUUGAUCUGAUUUAAUUGAUUUUGAUUUGAUUUGUUUAUUCUGAACAUGUAACGUAAAACAAAGGUGAACAUAAAUAGAAAAAACAGAAAAUAAAUAAUAAUUACAAACAGUGGAAAGUAUAAUUCAGCUAUUUUAAGUGACAUGGGAAGAAGUAAACACUUAUUGAAUCCCACCCCCUCUCCAUCUGUUCAACUAGCUUGUAUUAUAUUUGUAAAUUAAGAUUAUUAUAAAGUGUAAUAUAAUAUGAAAAUAUUUUUUUGUAGUUUAUAUUUGUCAAGUUAUAAAUAAAUACAUAAAUGAGCGACAUAUUCUGAAUAAUACAAUAACAAAAACAACAGCAAUAAAAAAGAAAACAGCAGCAACAUCAUGUAAAUAUUGAUCCUUAAUUAAUUACAAAAAGCAACUGUUUGCUUCAGGUUAGAGCUACUUUUCUACUUGUACCGUAUUUUGAACAUAUAGUAUGUAUAUUCCACCCUCAGGUCCCGUUUGUGCUUAUGUGUGUAAUCUGGGACUGUGUGUGAGAAGCAUGUCUCUCAAUAACGGAGUGUAAACCAGAAUUUCCCCUCGGGAAUUAAUAAAGUCAAUAUCUUCGCUG